AGGCACAGCCCAAGUCCUCUCAACAGAUCAGUUGAGUACUUGAGUUGAGUUGAAGACUUCUCAACUCUCAAGUCAAGUCUCAACACAACACAGCUCUUAAUGUCGGCAUUGACACCUGUGCAGGCUCUCCUCCAGUAGAGUUUCUUUGUCGUCACAUUGUGUUUCCCUGUCUCUACAUCCGUGUCUAUAUAAAACACCACUUGCUCUCUCGUAAUACAAUUAUUAUUAAUCAUCUCCAUUAAUUUAUCAAAUUCACUGCUCCUGCUCAGAAUAUCUUGAUCAUCAACCUUCGUUCAAUUGCCUCCCCAAGUGGUGCUGCUGGCAAUCAGUCUAUUUCGACUGGUUGCCAUUUAACUUAUGAGUCCUCAGAGCGCUCUGAACAAGAGUAAAGCUCUGGAGGGCAUUCACGGAGUUCAUUUGGUACCUCAUUCACCAUUUGUUGUGGAAGAGAUAAAUCAGCAAGAAAGCUUCCAUCAGUCGUGCUCCCAAACUUCAGUUGUUGGACCUAGUCAGUUACUGAUAUUGCAGAGAGUAUGGCAGCAAAGACCUUCAUGUCUUAGACCUAUAAGGUGUUCUUUGCAUGGUGAUCGAAAUCUUGGAGAGACAAUUGUUAAUGUGCUUACUUCGCUACCUUUUGUUGCUAUCGGAAUCCAGGCCCCAAGAAAGAACCUUAACUGUAAGAUCUAUGCAAACUCGUUAAUAGGAGUGGGGAUUGCCUCAAGUUUGUACCAUGUCUCAAGAGGCAGUUUGAGAAAAUAUACGAGAUGGGCUGACUACACUAUGAUAGCUACAGCUACAGUGUGUUUGUCAAGGGCUCUUCGGGAGGAAAACUCAAAGUUGUUAAUGGCAGUAUCUGCUUUGGCUCUACCAAUUCAGCCUCUGAUGGUUUCAGCGGUUCACACUGGGAUGAUGGAGGUUGCAUUUGCAAAACGAGCGCUCAAAGAUCCAAAUCUGAAGAUGGCACACGACAUGCAUAAAAUGUCAUCGCUCCUUGGUGCUGCACUCUUCAUUGCUGAUGACGCUCUUCCACAAACCCCUUUCCUUCAUGCUGCUUGGCAUCUUGCUGCAGCGGUUGGUGUUGCUACCUGCAAUAAGCUUCUUGAAUAGCAUCGAGUCUAGAUUAUAGCAAAUUUGUCGAAAAGUCUCAUCUCUCCUGUGGAACUGGCAGCUGCUAGUAUAUUGUAUCACUAGUUGCAGCUUGAUGGUUAGACUUAGCUCCACAGGUUUCACACAACAUCACAUAUCUAUGUAUAGCUUUCCAUUUGUAGGAAAUUAUUUGAUUGACGAUCCGAUUUCUGAACGACCUUUCUAUUAGCAACAAUGUACUUAUGUUAAAAAGUUUGAUGUGUGUAGUAUAAUUGUGGCGGAUAUGUGUUGUUUC
Molecule: messenger RNA, 1381 nt
Organism: Daucus carota subsp. sativus
Lineage: Eukaryota; Viridiplantae; Streptophyta; Magnoliopsida; Apiales; Apiaceae
Exons: 7
Coding region: 358-1107 (249 amino acids)
Source: RefSeq, a predicted model, not a curated record